AUUAGACAGGCUCUGAUUUCCCCUGUUGGGGCCGAAGUCUCUCCAUUGGCUACCCUCUGGACCAUGACGCUGGACCCCAGACCCAUGGAUGAGACGGACAUUGACGUGGAGGGUCAGAGCGACUGUGAAGACGCGGAGUUUUCUGUGUUCAGUGAGAAAUCCGCGUCCUCUGCUGCUGCUGUCCCCAAACAGGACGGUCAGAGCAGGAGAUCCGCCUCUAAGCCUCCGUUCUCUUACAUCGCUCUCAUCACCAUGGCGAUCCUCCAGAGUCCGAAGAAGAGGCUGACCCUCAGUGAGAUCUGUCACUUCAUCCUUCAGCGCUUCGCCUAUUAUCGGGAGAGGUUCCCGGCGUGGCAGAACUCCAUCCGCCACAACCUGUCGUUAAAUGACUGCUUCGUGAAAAUGCCACGGGAGCCCGGGAAUCCUGGCAAGGGGAACUAUUGGACGCUGGAUCCCAUGUCGGCCGACAUGUUCGCAAACGGGAGCUUUCUUCGCAGGAGGAAACGUUUCAAGCGGCAGCAGCUGUUUCUGGGAGCGCUCAAGGAGCACAGGGCGCAGGAUCGACGCAGCCCGGCUGCGGGGUCGCCGUUUGGCUCCGGACUCCACUGUCCCGAUUCAAGCCUCCAAGCGGGCUCGGGAGGCCGGGUACGACUUCAAGUUUGUCCCGGGUUGCCACCUGCGGGCUGCAUGAUCCCAGCGCUCUCCUCGCUCCUCUCCGGGAAUCCUCUGCUCACGUUUGAACACUGGAACUCAGGAUUCCCAAUAGCUCCAAAUCUUGUCCUUCCUUCCGCCUCGCUGCACGGAUUACCGUCCUAUCCAGCUUCUCAGAUGCCAGUUUUCCCCUUGAAAGUUUCGCCCUGCUUGAUCUAAAAUAUUGCAUUUAUUUGAACUGCAAACAUCCAGACGGCAAAACGGUACAUAUGCUUCUCAGUCCAACAGGACGUGCUUAUAAAAAAUGACUGUCUCACAUUUAGUGCUGGUUUAAAUAAAUAUGUUUAAUUAUAAA
Poecilia reticulata (guppy) is the source of this 1006-nucleotide messenger RNA. Its product is annotated as forkhead box protein D3-A-like. Gene Ontology annotation, molecular function: DNA-binding transcription factor activity, RNA polymerase II-specific; RNA polymerase II cis-regulatory region sequence-specific DNA binding. Gene Ontology annotation, biological process: anatomical structure morphogenesis; regulation of transcription by RNA polymerase II; cell differentiation. The record is from RefSeq and is a predicted model, not a curated record. Lineage: Eukaryota; Metazoa; Chordata; Actinopteri; Cyprinodontiformes; Poeciliidae.